GCACCAAGAUUGAUUGGAGAACCUCUGGUCAAUUCAACCACUAAAGGCAAGGAAGCGGAAUUAGUGUGUCGAGUGAAAGCCAAUCCUCCACCUAAAGCCAGUUCUGUCUAUUGGCGUCGAGUGACCGAUGACACACCUUUGACUGAGGUUACUGCUUCUAUUAUCGCUGGAGAGGCUGAUGGUUCAGCAUCAGAUCUCAAGCGUACUGAAAAAACAUCAAUUACUGGUCUUAGAUGCAAUCAGGAAUUCGUGAGUAGAAGAGCAAAGUACUACGUGAAAUGCUUUACUCCAGAACCAUACCAUCUUGUGAGUACGCUCUACAUAACUGAUGUCGAUCCAAGCGAUGUUGGUCGAUAUGAAUGCUUUGUCGACAAUGGAAUCGGCUCUCCUGUGGUUCGACUGAUUGACCUUAUUUAUCCAUUUGCUCCGAAAAUUCUGGAAAUACCAAGAUGGAUGAGAGCUGCACCCCCAUACGAUCCGUCGGAGAUGGGAUUCUCAAAUCGAUCGCAUCAUCUGUUAUCUCCUUCAGCUUCAAUACCUCCAACUACUGUGGUUUGUAUCAUCGCCGCGGAACCUAUUCCCACCGUAACUUGGUUCCGGGAUCCCGCAAAUCUCACUCUUGUGGAGGGAGGACAAUUCAAAUCGUCUGUCACACGUCUUCAUGCUGGACGAUAUCGUGCAUUGCUUACUAUCGAGUUCGUGAAACAGGUCGACUACGGAAGCUACUACUGUCAGGCAAAGAACGGUAUGGGAAUGGAUGUUGGAAAGGUGGUGCUGGGGCCGACGACGUCACCAGGACGACCUGGAAAUCCAGUAUUGGUGAAAUCUACCUCAUCCUCUCUCACGGUUGGUUGGCGACAGGCAUUCAAUGGAGGUCCACCGCAAACUUUCAUCGUGAAGUGGGCUCCCGAUGACGCUCCAGAUGCGGUUCAAACAGCAGAAGUCAAGGAAGAUCCAUUAUCAGAGGUCACCAAGUAUACUAUUGAAAAUCUACCAAAGGUCACAAGAUAUCGAAUUUGCGUUGGUGCAAAGAACUCCCUUCACAAGCCUUCCCCUUUCACCGAUUAUCUGAUUGCAUCUACAGCAGCUGCUGCUGAUCCGAUUGAAGAAGCUAUGCGAGACGAGGCCCAUUCAGGAUCUUCAGGAUCUGUGACGAGUGGAGGAAACCGUUCGCCUUUAAAUGAAAAUCCAGGGUACAUAGGUGAAGAUGGAACUAAUACCUCAUCUCCCAGUGUCUCGAUGAUUAUCACUAUCGCAACAUGCUUCGGAUGUCUCAUUUUCAUCACAAAUCUCAUCAUUGUGGGACUGGUGCUACAUCGUCGUCAUCAAAAAAAGAAUUCUGGACUAAAGAGGAUUCCUGGAACUGAUAGUUUAGUCAAGUGUGGUGUUAUGGACGGUUACCCGAUUGCUGACUGCUAUCCAGAUCGAUUUAUCAAUGGACAACAUGUUUUUGGACCAUUUAUUGACUCGGCUAGUCAAAAGGAUAGUCUCAGUCAAUAUCAAUUUGAACACUUUGGCCAAUGUUCACCUCAAAUGCCAGCUGAAUACAUCUCCUCUACGGGCUCCUAUUUCCCUCGUGAAUCCCCAUUAAAUCUCUUCACUAAUUCUCCAACUCUUAUUACUCCCGAACAACACGCAAUGGCUAUGCAUCAUCAACAACAGCAACAUAGAAUGAACCCUCAGACAUUAUCGCGCUCAAGCUCUCCACUUCACUCAUCUCGUUCACAUGGUAUCCAACCAGCCACUCCAUCAUCCCUUGAGCAUUCUCAUCAACGCCAUCCCAGCUUUAGUGGAGGCGGAGGGUCAGGGGGUGUCUAUCCACCAGAUCAAUCGAUAUACCUUGUUGCGGCGCCCAACCCCCAUCGGUACAUAGCGGAUGACCCCUUGGCAGCUGCGUCACUUUAUGGAGGUCUACAACCGGGAGCUGUCUCACCGCACUCGUUGACUGAUAAAUCCAUCGGUGGAAUAUCUGAUGGAAGGGGAGGAAUUGGAAAUGGUGGACCUGGAAGCGGUAGCUAUGCAAGCAGUGGCGGAAGAGUUGUCUAUACAGGGGCAAAUACUCUGGGAUACCAUGCGUCAACACGAAUGAUAACCAGUUUCUAUACACCUCAGAGACAUGAUUUAAAUCCUGGAGCUAGUAACACUCUUGCACCACACAUACAAACUACUUUUGGUCAAGUACCUCGGAGAAAUUCAUCAUUCGCCACACCUGACCGCAAUUAUCCUCUGGAGAACACAACCAUUGGAAAUACUAUCAAGCGCCCUGUAGUCAACUUUGCCACCGAUGGCAAUCAACCUCCCAUUAUGCAGGUGACAGAUAUGGAUACUAUAAACGCUGUGGGCACGUCAAAUGACCUCACAAUGUCUAGUGAUCUUGGAGCUACUAUCCCUCCUCCCACCGAUUUUGGUCUUCCACCUCCUCCCCCACAGUCAGGUCAGGAAGCAAAUGUAAUGGGGCCUCAAUAUCCCAGCUCUCAAAUUCGACACCACUUCGGUUUAUCUGGGGAGUCAGGAAUUGAGUGGUUGGGUAGCCCCUCUCGUCAGCCCCCAGUGACUCUCAUUCGGGGUUCAUCAUCACCUCAAAGUCAAAAUCCAAAUAAUCAACAACAAGGUCCAGGGGUCCAUUUUGACCUCAAAAUGUAA
Messenger RNA from Rodentolepis nana, 2643 nucleotides. Lineage: Eukaryota; Metazoa; Platyhelminthes; Cestoda; Cyclophyllidea; Hymenolepididae. The record is from the annotation of a GenBank genome assembly.